This is a messenger RNA of Colias croceus (clouded yellow), 582 nucleotides long. RefSeq names its product 39S ribosomal protein L14, mitochondrial (gene mRpL14). Gene Ontology annotation, biological process: translation. Gene Ontology annotation, cellular component: mitochondrion; ribosome. Bases 80 to 529 code for a protein of 149 amino acids. NCBI's taxonomy places the organism in Eukaryota, Metazoa, Arthropoda, Insecta, Lepidoptera, Pieridae. The record is from RefSeq and is a predicted model, not a curated record. Gene Ontology annotation, molecular function: structural constituent of ribosome. The transcript has 2 exons.
UUCAAAAUCUAAAUAACCUCAAAAAUCAAAAUUACACGAUUAAUGUCAGGAUUGUUGUUAGCUAUUAACAUCAAUAAAAAUGUUUAAAACUAUCUUAAGCAAUGUAACAACAAAUUUAACACGAGGCUUUCACACGACCUCGUGUUUAAGUGAAGUGCGAUUAUUAUCCAGGCUCCGAGUUGUGGACAAUUCAGAAAUCGGCAAGCGAGCGAUGGCCGAGGGCAAACCACCGAAAGUUAUUUGCGUUUAUAACAAACAACGUGUUGGCUAUAUUGGAGACCGAGUACUUGUGGCUAUCAAAGGGCAGAAGAAAAAAGGCAUCCUAGUAGGCAUGAAACAGACACAGAAAGUCAAAGUACCAAAGUUUGAUAGCAAUAAUGUGGUCUUAAUUGAUGACAACGGCACACCCCUCGGCACAAGAAUACAUGUGCCAAUUCCAACCAUAUUGAGAACUAUUUUGAAAGAACGCACCCAUGCUAAAGGAGCUGACUACACAAAACUGUUAGGCAUAGCAACUAAAUUUGUUUAGAUUUAUUUUAUCAAUGUAAUUAGGUAGUGUAAAUAAAUUAUUUAGAUUUCUUA